Leptomonas pyrrhocoris is the source of this 1989-nucleotide messenger RNA. RefSeq names its product putative histone deacetylase. NCBI's taxonomy places the organism in Eukaryota, Euglenozoa, Kinetoplastea, Trypanosomatida, Trypanosomatidae. Gene Ontology annotation, biological process: chromatin organization. Bases 1 to 1989 code for a protein of 662 amino acids. The record is from RefSeq and is a predicted model, not a curated record. The transcript has a single exon. Gene Ontology annotation, cellular component: histone deacetylase complex. Gene Ontology annotation, molecular function: histone deacetylase activity.
AUGCCAAAGCGACAGCGCGACGAGGAAACAAAGGACGUCCAUGUUGAGUCUUCGCUGGAGUCGGGACGAAAGUUCGAGGCCUACAUCCGCGGAUGGGUGCGGGAAACAACGGAACCCCAGGUCGUGCGUCCGUCCUCGUUGCCUCCGCUGAUGCCUCUGCCGGCUCUCAUCUGCUCCCCAACGGAUGCGCUACGCUCCACAAUAGCUGCAGCGCUGGUGGCGCCCACUCCCGUAAUCGUGGACAGCGUGUCUGCGUCCGUUUCCCAUAUCACUACUGCUGCUGCCGCCGCUGCAUCUCACGCUGGGCCCACGUCAGGCACCGCCGUCGUUUACGACGAUUGUAUGCUGGAGCACACCUCACCAGAUCCGUCCGACUACGAGCGCCCUGCACGCCUCAGUACCACGCUGGACCACCUCGCCGCCGUGGGCCUUCUCGCCUGCUGCCGGCGCAUCCCGGCGCGCACCGCAAAAACGAAGGAACUGCGGCGCGUCCACUCCCGUGAGCUCGUCGACACCAUCGAUCAACUGGAUUUCUUCAUGGGCAUUCGCGAUGAGAAGAGCGGCGUCAUCGGUCAGGACCUCUUUGCCAGCGAGCACACCUCGCGUGCGGCACGGAUGGCGGCGGGGUGCGUCAUCGAGGCCGCCAAAGCCGUCGUCAGUGGAGUCAGCACCAACGCCUUUGCGCUGAUUCGUCCACCGGGCCACCACGCAGGGCCGGGCAACGCGUCGGGUUUUUGUUUGUACAACAACGUCGCGGUUGCCGCCCGCGCUGCGCAGGAGGAGAUGAUAGCGCGGCGCCGUGGUCGUGAUAGCGGUGCUAGUGGCGGCAUCGCCAAGGCCGCGGAUUGUCCCCGCAUCCUUAUUCUUGACUGGGACGUGCACCACUGCGACGGUACGGAGAGCGUGUUCUACGACGAUCCUUCGGUGCUGGUCAUCUCCAUCCACCAAUACGGUAGUGGCCGUGGCCAUGUUCUUCGCAAGAUGCCCUCUACUGAACUCACGCCGAAACCACCUCUCGCUGCAGACUCCACAACGUCGACCAGCAAGGAGGACAUUGACGUGAAUGAGCUCGCCGUCCUCCUCGCUUCCUCAGAGCAGGAUGAGGACGUACCUCAGAAAGACACGGGCGCAACAGAAGCGCAGCAGGUUACGGCUGUGCCUCAAACCGUAGCGGAGGCAAUGAGGCCACCCCCGCCGCCACCGUUUGAGGCCGCCGAAAGCCGCCGCCCGCGCAAACAGGUUGACUACAACAAACUGGCUGCAGAGCUGCAAGACGACGGUGCCGACGACAUCGCCGCGCUGUUCGGUGUGGAUGUGAAGGCUGCGGCUUCCUCCUCCUCCUCGACCUCAUCGUCGUCGUCCGCGUCCGUCGGCGAUGCGGCGUCCUCCACUGCGGCCAACGACGGGCAGAGGAAAAAAGCGCACUACGCGGGCGAUACCGUCGGUCUUUCCUUUGACGAGACGCCGCCGCUGGGGGCACCGAGGGAGGCGGAGGAGCCGUUCUACCCCGGCACCGGACACAUCACCCGCGUGGGCGGAGAGACGGUGGAGAAGGCGACAGGCCGCAACAUCAACAUCCCGUGGCCCACGCACGAGAUGGGCGACCUCGAGUAUGUGCAAGUGAUGCACGAUCUUGUCCUACCAGCGGCGCGGGAGUUCGAGCCGGAGUUGGUGUUCAUCAGCUCUGGCUUCGACAGCGCACACGGGGAUCUUCUCGGCUCCAUGUCUCUCAGCCCUUCCGGUUUUUACAUUAUGACACGUCUCAUGGCGACCAACUUUCCGAAGCUGGUUGUUGCUCUUGAAGGCGGCUACAACGUGAAGAACGUGGCGCUCGGCUCCGAGGCGGUGAUGCGUGCGCUGCUGGAAAGCAGCGGCAAUCCCGUCGAUCAACUUCCCCGAACACGAAUGCUGUGGUUCCAGGCCGCUGCUCUGGUGGCAGAGGUAAAGAAGAUGCACGCACCAUAUUGGAAAUGCUUCUCCGACCCGUAG